Messenger RNA from Leptopilina heterotoma, 1029 nucleotides. Its product is annotated as immunoglobulin domain-containing protein oig-4-like. Bases 171 to 653 code for a protein of 160 amino acids. Lineage: Eukaryota; Metazoa; Arthropoda; Insecta; Hymenoptera; Figitidae. The record is from RefSeq and is a predicted model, not a curated record. The transcript is spliced from 4 exons.
UUGGCGUAAUAUAAACGCAUGCAGUUAGAGAUAUCAACUUAUAAUAGUGUAAUAGAGACAGAAUAGGAGAGGAUACUAGGGAAGUAAUAGACCAGUGGCUAGUCAGUUACAUCGGAGUUUUGUAUCGUUCACAAACCCCGUGUGUCUCUAGAGCACAAUUUCAGAAAGUCAUGUCCCGUACAUCUUUUAUUCUAUUUCUGGCAGUAUUUUUAUUUAUUUGCCAAGAAAUCACGGCAAGAAGAGGACGCGGCAAGGCCAGAAGCAGGUCUCGUGUUCAAAUUGGAAUGCCAAUUACCGGAAAGUAUCGUGAUCCAGAAAGUGAUCAAUAUUAUAAUAAUGCCGAUGGAGCAAAAAUUAUUCUCGCUUCUCACUUUGAUUUGGAAUACGUUCUUGGACAUAAAAUUGCAUUUCUUUGCACAGCCCGUGGAACUCCACGACCCCACAUAACAUGGUAUAAAGAUGGCAAUGAAAUUUACACUCAUCUCUAUUUACACGUUCACGAGUGGCAAAUUGGAGAAGACAAGAUAAAAUCGAAAUUAGAAAUUGAUCCCACAACUCAAAUGGAUGCUGGAGUUUAUGAAUGCACGGCUGAUAAUAUGUAUAGUAUUGAUCGUAGAUCAUUCAAGACUGAUUUCUCUAUUGUUUUCGAUUGAAAAAAUUUAAAUAUUAUAUUGUUUUUUAAAUUAUUCAAGACUAAAAAAAAUAUUACAAUAGCAAUAUAUUAUGUAAAAGAAAGAAAAAAAAAUCAACAAAAAAUUCCCGAUAAAUACACGAAGUGAGAAAACUUUUAUUUAUUUAAAACAAUUUUUUCUUAAUUUUUAUUAUCAGAAGUUGAAUUUUAAUCAUUAGUAUUGUCUACUGUAUUAGAAAACAAUCAUUUUUAAUUCCGUAAAUUAUUAAUUACUAUUUUUAAUACGAAAUGAUUUUGUAAUACAUUUUAGUUUAAAAAACAAAUUCACUAGAACAUUUCGUUUAGAAAAUUCUCUUUCCUGUAAAAUCCAAAAAUUAAAAUAAAUAAUAAUUCAUAUA